Trametes versicolor FP-101664 SS1 is the source of this 803-nucleotide messenger RNA. RefSeq names its product ARF/SAR. Gene Ontology annotation, cellular component: cytoplasm; Golgi apparatus. Lineage: Eukaryota; Fungi; Basidiomycota; Agaricomycetes; Polyporales; Polyporaceae. The coding region runs from base 68 to 631 and encodes 187 amino acids. Gene Ontology annotation, biological process: vesicle-mediated transport; intracellular protein transport. The record is from RefSeq and is a predicted model, not a curated record. The transcript is spliced from 7 exons. Gene Ontology annotation, molecular function: GTP binding; GTPase activity.
GCCGUCCGCCUACACACCCGGUUGCGCUCUCCCUGUGCGCUUUCUCUCGCUCGCUCGGUCACUCGGCAUGGGCCUCACCAUCUCUUCGCUGUUCACGUCGCUCUCCUCGCUGGUGCGCUGGAGCAAGGACCAGGAUGUCCGGAUAUUGAUGCUCGGCUUGGACGCCGCGGGCAAGACUACGAUACUGUACCGUCUACAGAUUGGAGAAGUCGUACCAACUAUCCCUACCAUUGGGUUCAACGUAGAAACUGUGCAGUAUAAGAACAUCAAGUUCCAAGUGUGGGACCUUGGUGGCCAGUCAAGUAUCCGGCCGUACUGGCGUUGUUACUUCCCCAAUACGUCGGCAAUCAUCUACGUCAUCGACGCGUCCGACGUGGACCGACUCGACACGUCGCGCUCGGAGCUGCUCACGAUGCUCUCAGAAGAGGAGCUCGCGGGUGUCCCGCUCCUCGUGUUCUGCAACAAGCAAGACGUUACUGGGGCGCUCCCGCCGGAGACGGUCAGCGAGAAGCUCGGGCUGGCCGGCGGCGAGAAGGAGCGGCAGUGGAGCGUGCGCGGGAGCUGUGCGACGAAGGGCGAGGGCUUGGAGGACGGAUUGGACUGGUUGGUCAAUGCAAUACAGAAAAAGUAGAUAGCCUCUCCGACUCGGACCGGAUGCUUUCUGUUUGUCGUUGGCCUUUACUGGGCUCUUUUGGGCGCCUCGCUGCACGGACACGACGCUACCGUACUUACAUACCCGCUGUACACCAUAAUUAUUGCGCAUCUUCCUCGCUGUCGAUAUCCACAGAUGCCCGCCUGCGUAU